Penicillium cosmopolitanum is the source of this 4620-nucleotide messenger RNA. RefSeq lists its product as uncharacterized. The record is from RefSeq and is a predicted model, not a curated record. The transcript is spliced from 5 exons. Bases 1 to 4620 code for a protein of 1539 amino acids. NCBI's taxonomy places the organism in Eukaryota, Fungi, Ascomycota, Eurotiomycetes, Eurotiales, Aspergillaceae.
AUGGCGGACCCUAAUGCCCCGUGGCGAGGCCGUCCAGGGCCAAAGAACCCCUCCCCGCCGAAUGCCAACAGCCCACUCUCGCCCGCUAGUGCUGGAAAUACCCCCGUUUCUUUUCGACCCAAUGUGAAUCGCGCAAAGACAAAGCGUUGGGCGCAAGCAAAGCAGCCCUCCUACGACGGUGGAGACUGGGGAUCUGAAGACGAGGAGGAGGAGGAGGAGGAGGAAGAGCAACCCCCUGCUGUACCUCGGCCCCCAUAUGCAACACAUAGAACCACUAGCUCGUCAGAGUUGAGCUCCAGGCGUCCAUCGGGGCUUGGAUAUGGUGGCGAAGAAUCGCGAGCCAGUCCAGCUGCGGCAACGCCGACUGGAGGUGAUCAGAAGAAUCUGCCAUUUGUCAGGCCGGCCGACAUUUACAGACGCGCAUCGGAUGAGCCAUCCACUCAACAAGGGCCAGCGGGCUUCGGGCUGCAAAGCGUUGAGCCAGCACCGCUUGGAGCUCAUACUCCGAAUAUAACUCAAAAUCCGCCCUUGGGGCUACCUGAGGUCAAGCGCUUCUCUGGCUUCGGAUCUGAUUUCUUCACUGGAACUGACUCUAACCAGCAAAAUCCGAGCUCCGAUCAGAACUCUCUGCGCCACAACCCCUCGCAAGCCUCUGAGACCUCACAGGGAUUCCGAUCAGUGGUCCACCAAGCUUUUGAUGUCCCUGAAACUCCAAACUCCACCACAGACAGUGUGACCCACCCCCACGAUCCCGAAGAGCCUGCCGAUGCCAGCACUCCGACGGGCGCUACACAGGAGGCGGCCGAAGCGCCAUUUUUCAAGCCUGGCCAUCGGCGUGACAUCAGUCUUCCAGAGCGAGAUAACAGUCCCUCCAAGCGUCCCGUAGUUACCGACCAUGAUACUCCUUCGGCUGGUCGAGCGGAGUUUACCUCAGUAUCCCCAGGGCAAAAGAACAGAUCACCUGAGCGAUCUGUCGACACCACUGCCGCGCCCACAAUCCCUCCUCCGAAUGCUCCUGAUGGCGAUUUUGUUGCGCCUCUCAAAUUUGGCAGUGCCGGCACGUCGGGGUCGGAAGGCUAUCGGGGCAGUAUUCCCGCUAUCGUUGGCGCUAAUACCUCCCCUAACGAGGCCGAUAACGACCGACUUCGAGAAGAGAUAAUGCGUUCGUUGAGCAGAGAAAACUCCCAGGAACCGGAAGAACAACCUCGGCCGUCUCAGCCAGAAGCAACUCAAGAUGCUUCCAUCCCGCACCAGUAUGAAAAGUAUUGGGAUGGGCAGACAGGUCCAGGCGAUGGAUCCCAAAAGGAACUCGUCUCCGAGUCUCAUCCGGACUGGGCAAGCUCUCACCCUAUGGCUCCUCGGGAUCCUUAUGCGGCCCCUUCACAGGAGCCGCAGCCUGUUUCAGCCGAACCCAAGAAGCCAAAAUUGGGCAGACGAUUCUCGUGGGAAUCAGCCUCUUCAGGCGGACCUCCUCCUGUUAACUACGAUUCGCCUGAUGGUUUGGCGCCACAAGCACCGGAUCCCAUUCCCGACCACGAAGAACUCAAUCUUUCAUCUCAAGGGGUGACUGAUGGGGAAGUUUCUGGCGCUGAAAGUCAGAAGGCAGAGAGGCCUAGACUCUCCAUUGUUCCCCCAGUAUCUCAAAAUCCCACUCCGCCCGAGCAAGUCAUUCCACCCCUGGAGGGAUCUCAACUAGAUCUGUCACUGCCCGACUAUACUGGGUCCUCGAAGGUUGAUGAGACUAAACUUCAGGGCUUCCGCGAUAUCCUUCAAAUUUCCACUCCAGCAGCGCGUGUGCGAGCCUUUGAGGAGACAAGAACCCAAUUUGCAACUCUUGACACUGGUUUGAAUCACUGGCUUCAAGUUACGCUCCAUGACCAGCCGCAACAUGCCCAUCUUAUUCAGGAAAGCCAGACUCUAUCCUCCGCUUUCCCCAAGGCCUCUCCUACCACUCGUCGAUUCCCCAAGCUGACGUCCCUUGGUAAUUUAUCUGCGACGCCUCGGGAGGACGGUACUCCUACCAAUACCAGUCACAUACGGCGUCCCUCUGGCCAUAUUGGAACCAUUGUGAACAGGCAAAAUGUCGAGCAGCAUGGAAAGGAGUUCUUGCACACGGCAGGCAAAUUUGGUGGAAAGGCCGGCGAGGCGGCCAAGGGCCUGUUCGCUAAGGGAAGAAGCAAGUUCCGACAAGGUGGAAACGACAAGGGACAAUCGCCGUCUGCACGCAAAAGCUUGCAGUUUCAAUUCUCUUUCCAGUCCGAGUCGGCCAACUCCACUGGCUACUCUGGUAAAACACCCCGACGCAGCUCUCUCAAUUUCAACAGUCUACCUGUCUUCAAAUUCGGGCGCAGUGACGGUUCUGCUCCCGAUGCAAAGGACCCUGCCUCCAUAGAAGAUUCACAGGAUGAACGUGAACGCGAGGGUAAACGCAUCAAGUCCAGAGGGUCUUUGGAUUUCUUUGGGUUAAGCCAGAAGGGCAAUGAGGGCAAUGAAGCUAAGCCUGAAGCAUCGCAGUACAUGAAUGAUUUUGAGAAGGAGAUGAAUGCUGCGUUGGGACUUUCACCAACAGAAACCCGUGCUCAACAGUCUAAGCAACAAACCAUUGCCGAGCCUACUAAAUCUUCGCAAUUUGUGAGGCCUAUCCAACCUACUCGGCCCACUGAACCUGCUAUCGAAGCUAUCGAAGCUAUCGAAGCUUCAAAGGAGACUGAUAAUCUACAGCUCUCGUCGAGGGAAGAACCGAUGAUCUCGGCCGAUGCAGCCGAUGCAGCCGAUGUCACCGAUGCCAAUGCGUACCUCGCAUCUUUACCCUUGGGGGAUAUACCAGAUCCCGAGAAGGACCUCUCGAUCCCACCUGCUGAACGCACCGAUGACUCUGCUUCAUCCGAAGCAGCAGAUCUGCCAAGUCAAUCUGGAGUAGAAGCGUCUCACACCACUAUUCCCUCAAUUCGUGCCGUGCCUGAAGAGGAUACAAAACCUCCAGCUCCACCAAAGGACUCUCCAAUUGAAGAACCCGAGUCGAUUGACUUGCCACCUGUGCCGCCAAAGAAUUUCACACCCGAAUCCGGCCUUUUUGAACAUCGAUACCAUCAGAAGCCUGAAGAGAGUCUAGCACCUCCACAACCAAGCCAUACUCCACGCCAACCAUCUGUCUCGACACUCGGGGAUGAAAAUAAGUCUGGAGCUCACUCCUCCUCUGAAGAUGACAGCACUCCACCUUCGCCUAUUCACGCAGCUACUGAGGACAUCAUUGACCCUCGCCCUGAAGACCACAUCUAUGGCAAGCCCAUUCCACCAAGCAACAUUUCCCAAACUUCCCUUCAACCAGGCGACCCGCAGGAAGUCCUCGAGUCCAAGCGCAGAUCAAUCAGUGGACUUCCACCAUCUACGCCCGGCGUACAAAGUCCGCUGAGGAACGAAGUGAGGUAUUCACCCGGAACCCGUAGCAGCAUGUUAAGCUUCGGCAGCUUCGGUCGCCAAAGUACCAGUAACAGCAAAGGAGGAACUCGUCCGAACACGCCGGGCAAUGAUUUGUCACAGCAGGAUUCAUCAGGCUCCGCUGCGCAAAACGGUGAUUCAAAGAUGGAGAAGUUGAAGAGUUUUGGGCGGCGACGUCGAGCUUCGGUCGGUAACCUCCUGACUGGUAUCCAAGGCGAGCUUCAGGGAGGUAUCCAGGGAAAUCAAGAACAACCUCAAAAGAAACGCGGCUUCAGUCGCAUCAGCGGUUUUUUCGGUCGUCAACAAGAGACCCAGCAGCCACCCAGCCAGCCCCAGGAACGCAGGGAAACGAUUCAAGAUCCUCUUGACGUGAAGGAUCUACCCACGCCGCCCUUGAAUUGGGAUAACCAUCGUAUCUCUGCAGAGCCGAAUGGACACUCGUUGAACAACCGCCGCUCUAUGGAUAAGGCCCUCCCAGUGCUACCGACCCAUGAGAAUGGAAGAGGCACGGCACGUUCAUCACUCGAUCGUCCACGCGCGAGCAUUUCUGGCCCACCCACCACAUCAUCGAAUCCCCUGGGUGGCAAUCGAUUUUAUUCUCAGCUUAUGUCUGGAGAAACCCAGAAUACUCCUCAGCAUACUCGGUCCCAGAGUCAGCCUUUUAUGAUGAGCCACCCUCUCUCUCCAGUGGCCCCAUCGAUAUCAGAAAAUAGCAGUUCCCCCAAAUCAGCUUCUCUAGAUGAACUUGAAGAGAAAUCGCCAGAGUUGGAGUCGUCACCUCCAGUACCGCCAAAGUCUCCAGUGUCUGAACUGGACCGCACUAAGGAAGAUGUAAAGGCACACCGAAUACACACCCUAGCCCAAGCACCAGAACCGGAGCACGAACAAAAGCAGACCCCCGCGUCAAAUCUAGCUCCCAGUCUCAGCGUGGGAUCUCGCAAAUCCACUAGAUCUGACUUCGAAUCCACUACCUUCAACCCAAAAACUAACGAACCCAAAAAUAUCGUCGUCUCCGGCACGUCCACCACUUUCUCGCACCCCACCCGCGAGCGCGAGGCGCGUACUCUCAAUGAGACAGCUGAGCCGGUUGAGCUGGCCCUUACUCGAGACGACUCGAGCGAGGAGAUUAUCAUGUCUCCCACGGCGUAUCCAGGACAGGAGUGGACGCCGAUGCAUUAUUAG